This is a messenger RNA of Conger conger (European conger), 1011 nucleotides long. RefSeq names its product odorant receptor, family 30, subfamily BU, member 1 (gene or30bu1). Gene Ontology annotation, cellular component: membrane. Lineage: Eukaryota; Metazoa; Chordata; Actinopteri; Anguilliformes; Congridae. The transcript is spliced from 3 exons. Bases 1 to 1011 code for a protein of 336 amino acids. The record is from RefSeq and is a predicted model, not a curated record. Gene Ontology annotation, molecular function: G protein-coupled receptor activity; olfactory receptor activity. Gene Ontology annotation, biological process: G protein-coupled receptor signaling pathway.
AUGAAAUGCCCUUUAUUUAUUUUUAUUGCAUUGUCUGUGGCUGACAAUGGAUUCAUUACGACGCUGGUCAUCGUGGGCUUCCCGGGGCUCCCCCCGGAGCACGACCGCCUGAUGGGCGCCGUCCUGUUCCUGGUGUACGCCAGCACGGCGCUGGGGAACGCGCUGCUGGUGGGGCUGUUCCUGGUGGAGCGGCGUCUGCAAAAGCCCAUGUACAUCGUCAUGCUGAGCCUGGCCUUCUCCGACAUCGGCUUCAGCACGGCCACGCUGCCCAAGGCCGUGGGCCGCUACUGGCUGGGCGACGGCGCCAUCGCGCUGGGCGCCUGCCUGUUCCAGCGCUUCCUGGUGCACUACUUCGGCACGCUCAACUCGCUGAUCAUGAUGACCAUGUCGCUGGACCGCUACCUGGCCAUCUGCUCCCCGCUGCGCUACCCGGCGCUGAUGACCAACCGCGCCAUGUCCGCGCUGACGGCCGCCUCCUGGGCCGCGGCGGCGGUGUGCCCGGGCGUGACGGUGGGCCUGACCGCGCGGCUGCCGUUCUGCGGGCCGCGGCGCAUCGCGCAGUGCCACUGCGACGCGCUGUCGCUCAUGCCGCUGAUCUGCGCCGACACGCGGGCGCUGCGCCGGGUCUCGCUGGCGCUGGCCAUGUUCGUGCUGGUGCUGCCGCUCGCCUUCAUCGUCUUCUCCUACGCCAGCAUCGCGGCCGCCGUGCUGAGGAUCGCCGACGCGCAGGGCCGCCGCAGGGCCUUCUCCACCUGCGCCACGCAGGUCUGCAUCAUCGCCAUCUACUACCUGCCGCGCUCCUUCGUCUACGUCAGCUCCGUCUUCCCCGUCUUCAAGCUCAACCCCGACCUGCGCAUCGGCCUGACGCUGUUCUACAGCCUGUUCCCCCCGCUGGUCAACCCCCUCAUCUACUGCUACCGGACCAAGGAGAUCAAGGACAUCCUACGCCGCUGGUUCUGCCCCGGCAACGCCGUCGGGCACCAACCCACGCUCACCACUGUUUCCAAAUGA